Molecule: messenger RNA, 4346 nt
Organism: Saccostrea echinata
Lineage: Eukaryota; Metazoa; Mollusca; Bivalvia; Ostreida; Ostreidae
Product: probable serine/threonine-protein kinase pats1
Exons: 5
Coding region: 1-2568 (855 amino acids)
Source: RefSeq, a predicted model, not a curated record
AUGGUUGGGGUAAUUGUGGCUGAUGAAGACUCACCCUUAAAGACAUUUAUCAGGAUAAAUACUGCAGAUUUGAAACCAGACCCGAGCAGUGAAGUUUCUGUCUCUGCUACAAAUGAAAAACAUGACAAUUUGGAACGAGGAAAUACUGAUAAAAACAAUGAAGUAAUUUAUAGCAGAGAAGAAAAGAAAGAACGAAAUAUUGAGUUGUCCAGUUCUCUAACUGAAGGCAAAGAAGAAAAGAAAGAAGAUAAUAUGGAAAUGUCUCGUUCACCAACUGAGGGCACAGAAGAAGAGAAUACAGUAGAGACAAUGGCCAGUGUUCUCUCCUCAGAAGCACAAGCAAUGGUGAAGGAUGAAAUUUUUCAGAAAAUCUUGUCUGAAAAAGAAAAGUUACCAACAGUAAGCAUGCUGGAUUUUGCUGGGCAGUUAGCAUAUUAUGCCUUCCACCAAAUUUAUGUAACACCAAAGGCCUUCUUCAUCCUUGUGUUGGACAUGACUAAGAGAUUUGAAGAUGUUGUCAGUAAAGAGAAAGAUAAUCAAGAAGGAUCAAUCUUCUCUGUGUGGACUUACAAAGACUACCUGAAGUUUUGGAUUACCUCAAUCAAGACAUUUGGAGGCAAAAAGGCACCACUGUUUCUUGUUGUCACACACACAGAAAGAAAAUCUACAGCUGCAAUUAAGAAGUAUUUUGAGGAGUUUUGGGAAGCAGUUCCAGAUGAGGACAGAGAUUGGUUAAGAGAUUCUCUCAAUGAUCGUGAAUAUGCAGUGGGUCUAGAUGAACUAAAUGACAACUCGAAAAAAAUGCUGAAGUCAAUGAAAAUGUCCAUAGUUGAACUAUUUAAAGAUGAGAUAAAUACUAAAAUUGAAAUGCCUUCUUCAUGGGCUUUAAUGGAACAGUUAUUGUAUGAAGGAGCAUGGAAGGUUUUGUCCCUUAGUGAAAUCUGGAAGCUCAACUUAUCCCUUCCCCAUGAAUACCAAAUUAAAAGUGAUGAGGAAAUGUCUAUGUUUUUAAAGUGUUUCCAUGACAAUGGCCUUCUUUUGUAUUUUGAAGAAGAGAAAUUGAGGGAAAAUGCAGUGCUUGACAUUCAGUGGUUUGCUAAAGCUUUCAGCAAGAUCAUUGCUGAUGAAAACCAUAUCAAUAAAGACUGCAAAACGAAUUUAAUCAAAGAGUGGAAAUCCUUCAAUAAAACGGGAGAACUUAAAGAUAAAGUAAUAGAUGCACUUUGGAAAGAUGAACCUUCAUACUUGAAACACAAAAGUGAAAUUAUGUCUUACAUGGAGAAGCUUCAAAUGCUGGUACCUUUAGAGUCUUUUGGGGCUGUAUCAGAAGGCGGCAUGUCAUGGUAUGUCCCAUGUAUGAACAAAAAACAAUUUAAAGCUGAUUUUUGUGAAGAUAAAUGGGAAGGUUCCUCCAUUUUGUGCUUUCGAUUCACUUCUUUUGCCAUGUUUGUGUUCUACAGACUGGUAGCAUACUGCAUGAGUUUUCUAAGAUGGAGUGUUUCAAUAGAUGAAGACAAUGAAGGAAGUCCAUGUCUUUAUCAAACAGCAGCAGUGUUUGAUCAUAAUGAACACACUGUUGUUGUUGGCAUUUGUAAUGACGAUAUCCAGUUGCAAGUAUUGAGAAUCACGCCGUUGACUGUAGACAAAGAUGCAUCAAAUGAAAUUGGAGACUCCAUUGAAAAAGCCAUAGAAAAACUGACAGAAACAUUUAUCGAUACAAAAAUAUUCCACAGAGGAUACAAAUGUCAAAACGUUAUUUGUAAUGAGAAAGAUCUUUCUUUCACCCUUGCAAGUGAGCUCUCCAAUAUUAAAACUGAUAAAGACAUUCAGUGCAAAUGUCGACUUCAGGAGAAACACGUGAUAAAUACACAAAGGACUCUGAGUUUCUGGGAAAAGAGAAAGGUAUGUGAUUCCAGUACUCCAGAGGCCUCUGGACAAGACCUUGGUGGCCGAUCUAGAUUUGCAAAACUUGGAAUGGCAAUGAACGACGUGUUAAAUCAGGCUUACAGAGAUAUUCUAGAAUCAGAAUUACCCCCUUCUGAUAUUGAGAACAAGGUGAAUUUAUUAUCAAACAAAAAGAGGAUGAAUCUGAAGUUGAACUCAGAUCAAGAGGAUCUUUUGAAAAGAGCAAAAAAUUCUGGAUAUAAGGAAUUUGAUAUUUCAUUAACAUACAAGAUGAUAAGAAACAUCUGUUCAAAGAUUCCUAAACCAACAAAAGGAAAAUGGGGAGAAGAGCCAGCAGCAGGAGAGGUGACCGUAGGUGAUGACAUCGAGAGAAUUAGGUUAAUCCGAAACAGUUUGACUGCUCAUGUGAGCUCAGCCUCCACCCCUCAGACAGAAUUUGAUGACACCUGGUCUACGAUGUCAGAUAUCUGCCAAAGGUUAGAAACCUUCACUAGAAAGAAGUACUUGGAUACCCUUAAGGAUAUUAAAACACUGACCUUGAGAAAGGAAGAUGAGGAUGCUAUUAUAAAGAAUUUAAAAAUGCAAGAGAUUUUGGAGACAAUCAAAUCAAAUGUCCAAGAAUUAGAAACAUUGAUCAAACCUAAUGAAGGUGCUACAAAUUAGGAGUUCGUGAGUUCGAAGAAAUCUGUGUAGAAUACUAGAGAAUUGCAUGUUUUACUUGACACAGAAUUCACAAUCAAAUUUGAAUAAUUUUAUUCAAGGAUUUUAUUUCUUUGGAAUUUUGAUUUGUUAAUUUAAUUCAAGAUUUAGAACAAUGUGUGGUUUGAUAAGAAAAUCAUUUUUUUUCUACUGAUUACACUGAGUGAAUUCAAACAUUACAAUGUUUCUGGACAAUAAAGGCUAUAGAAUACAAAUGACAACUAACCUUGCAUGUAAAUCAUAUUCAAAAUGAAGAAUACAAGGAGGGCAAUUUUUGAAAUACUUUAGCUUUAAAGCUCAGAAUCAUCAAUGAAUAAAUUCAAACUUCAAUGUUACUCUUUUUUCAAUUAGCUGAAUAAACUUCAACAGUUUUUUUAGAAACUAGGAUGUAUGAAUGAAGAGAACGACAAUAGUGAAAUCUCUGUGCCUGUUUGUUUCAUCCAAAUCAUAUUGUCCUGUUAAUAUAUAGUUGAAAAUCCCAUUGUGUUUAUAUGCGAAGUAUUUUCGUACAUUAAAGGAACCCUAAUUUUAAAGGACAAUUUUUUAUGCCUUAGCAAUAGUCAUGCAAGAUCUACUAGGAAAACGUGUCUUUAAAUCAUAUUUAAAUAACCCUAAUUUUAUAAGAUGGUAAGUGCAGGAGAGUUUGUUUUAAAGGAUUGUGUAUCCUACUACUUUUACUUGUUUUAGAGUAGCUGCGUUCAAACUUGUAUGCAAGUGUCAGACAAGAAAGGAAUAUUCUAAUUCAUGAUUGCAAUUUUCUAAAACACAGAUUUGCGAUCCUAAUUUGUUGCUUGUGGUAACAUGUUAACUUUAUUUUGCUUAUGUAUAAUACACUUUAUAUUCAGUUGCAUCAAUAUAUUUACAUAAUGUAACAUGAUAGGAUAAACAUACGUAUAUUAAAUGUUUCUGCUGAACAACGUGGGGCUUAAAGUUGCUGAAGAUCUCACUGAAAAAUUGUAUUUUUGAAAACGACAGUAAAUGAUCGGCAGGGUCACUUUCUUGAUCAAACUGUAUGUGAAUCAACAGUCAAAUCAAUAUUGCAUUUUUUACUCCUGUGUUAGACGACCUCUUUCUACCUGUGUUAGACGACCUCUUACUACCUGUGUUAGACCACCUCUUCCUACCUGUGUUAGACGACUUCUUUCUACCUGUGUUAGACGACUUCUUUCUACCUGUGUUAGACGACUUCUUUCUACCUGUGUUAGACGACUUCUUGGGACUUACGGGAAUCACCAUGUCAGUCUAGCUGUCCAUAUGUCCAUCAAAGUUUUUUCUUAAUUCACAGAUCAUCAUGUAAUUAUUAAUUACACUUUUAGGGAACAGAUGCUAGACAAAUUUUGACAUAUACAGUAAUUGCAUUAUGUAUGUCUAUAAUUAUAUAUAUAGGCAUUUAUUGUCCCGAAAGUAUUUCCGACAUUGAUUUUAUUUCCAAUUUCUGUAAAAAUUUUGUAAUUUUCUUCAAACUUCUUGGCCUCAUAUUUUUGAUUUAUUUUAAAAGCUGAAGUGUGGCUUCUUACUUACAGAUAACCUGUAACAGAGCUUAAUGUAAGCUAAACUGAUUGUUCAGCGUAUGUCUGUAUUAAUAUAUGUUUAUAUGUAUGUGACCUAAAUUGAGUUUUUGUUUGUAUUUUUUUUAUUUAAUGGUAUGAUAACUUGUCAUUUUAUAUUCAAAUUAAGCUAGGAUGUAUUCUCUUUACUUCCAAGGAAUAGCUUUAUAAUAAAGUGUGUAGAUUGUCAAUGAA